CUCCUUCCAGGUCCCAUGUCCCAUUUCUGUAAACUCUUUUGAGCUAAAGCCAGUGUCAGAUUUUAUCAUCUCAUUUUUCUAGCUCCAGAGGAUUAGAUAUGUUGGGUGUGUUUAGCAGUGCCAUCAUUUCCCCGCCGGACGAGCUGGUCGCUGCUGGAUGCCGGACGCCAUCUCCCAAGAUAACGGCUGAUGCUCUGGUGAAGCGCUUCCUCGACACUAACCCCUCCGCUGUAUCCUUACAGAUCGGAGACAACGCGCAGUUGGCCUACACCCACCACAGCGAGUCCUUGCUGCAGCCCAGAUCAUUCGCGGUUAAGGAUGAUAUCUUCUGCUUGUUUGAGGGAGCAUUAGACAAUUUGGGAAGUCUAAGACAACAAUAUGGACUUGCCAAGUCUGCAAAUGAAGUGAUUUUGGUCAUUGAGGCUUACAAGGCUCUUCGUGACCGGGCACCGUAUCCUCCGAACCAUGUUGUUGGUCACCUUAGUGGGAGCUUUGCCUUCAUCGUCUUUGACAACUCUACUUCCACCUUGUUUGUGGCUUCUGAUCAAUUUGGGAAGGUUCCUCUAUAUUGGGGAAUCACUGCUGAUGGAUACGUGGCAUUUGCUGACAAUAUUGAAUUGCUUAAAGGUGCUUGUGGCAAGUCACUUGCUUCUUUUCCUCAAGGAUGUUUCUACUCGACAGCAGUGGGAGAACUGAGGAGCUUUGAGAAUCCUAAAAACAAGAUCACUGCAGUUCCUGCCAAGGAGGAAGAGAUCUGGGGUGCUACUUUCAAGGUGGAAGGGCCGGCAGUCGUUGCAGCCAGAGAGUAGAAGACUUUUACAUAUCCAGUAGAGAGUAAGGCGAAAGUUUAUGCUGAAGCUGUACAAUCGGCAUAAGAGGCCAUUGUGAAUUUCCGAGUACAAAUGCAAGUAACAGUGUAUGGUUGUGAAAAGUAGUAGUAGCUUGCUAGCUUUGGCUUAAGCGCUUUGGUUUCUUCUGUGUACAGCUAUGUUUCUAGAUAAUAAAAGUUUGUUUGUCA
Messenger RNA from Manihot esculenta (cassava), 1018 nucleotides. RefSeq names its product stem-specific protein TSJT1. NCBI's taxonomy places the organism in Eukaryota, Viridiplantae, Streptophyta, Magnoliopsida, Malpighiales, Euphorbiaceae. The coding region runs from base 99 to 809 and encodes 236 amino acids. The transcript has 5 exons. The record is from RefSeq and is a predicted model, not a curated record.